GUGUAUCCACGUUCUGCACUGGUUUUUGGAGCUUAUUUAAGGGCCAUUUGUUUCAGACUCUUAUUGCCUGUUCAGAAAGUUAAGUAUCCUGCUACGGAGUAUGUCAGUGGCUCUUCUUGUGCGAUAUGCCACGCUCAGCGGAUCCCGUGUCUGCUGCAGGGCUGCCCUCGGCCUAACUAGUAUCUACCAACAAGAUCCAAAACGGGCUCUACACACGCCAUCAUCUCCUCGGUGCAGCAGCUCUCGCUUUGAUCCGGACAGCAGUGGCCUGCCAACUACCUGGGACUCCUUUGGGAUAUGGGACAACCGCAUUGAUUUGCCCAUCUUGCUUCCGUCGAGCAUCCGAUAUGGUAAACCCAUUCCUAAAGUCUGCCUGUCCAAGGUGGGCUGUGCAUCGCAGAUUGGCCUGCGGAAGGUAAACGAAGACCGCUAUCAGCUAUCGCAGAUGACGGACAACAUCAUGUACUUUGCAGUGUUUGAUGGGCACGGAGGUGCAGAGGCUGCUGAUUUCUGCCACAGAAACAUGGAGAAGUAUAUUAAAGACAUUGCAGAGGACGAGGAUAACUUGGAAUUAGUUUUAACCAAAGCGUUUCUUGAGGUGGACAAAGCUUUAGCCAGGCAUCUUCACUUCAGUGCAGAUGCCUCUCUGUUGAGUGCAGGGACCACGGCCACUGUGGCCCUACUGAGAGAUGGGAUCGAGCUGGUGGUGGGCAGCGUGGGGGACAGCCGAGCCAUGCUGUGCCGCAAAGGCAAAGCCCUCAAACUCACUGUGGAUCACACGCCUGAGAGAAAGGAUGAAAAAGAGAGAAUAAGGAAGACUGGAGGUUGUAUUACGUGGAACAGUUUGGGUCAGCCUCACGUCAAUGGCAGACUGGCCAUGACACGCAGCAUUGGAGAUUUUGAUCUCAAAACGUCAGGUGUCAUCGCAGAACCAGAGACUAAGAGGAUUUCAUUGCACCAUGUCCACGACUCCUUUCUGGCACUCACCACUGAUGGCAUUAACUUCAUCAUGAACAGUCAGGAGAUCUGUGACUUCAUUAACCAAUGUAACGACCCUAAAGAGGCUGCGCAAUGCAUAUCUGAGCAGGCUCUUCAAUACGGCUCUGAAGACAACAGCACUAUCAUUGUGGUGCCGUUCGGUGCCUGGGGCAAACACAAAAGCUGUGACGUGAGCUUCUCCUUCAGUCGCAGUUUCGUCUCCACUAGCCGUUGGGCCUAAUCAAAAAUAAGAAGACCAUGAUGGUUUAACCGUUACACAGCAGUGACUCCCUAGUCUGAAUUCAACAAUGUGCAAUAUUCUCCUAAUCCAUCCUGUGACGAUCAACUCAAAAAAGACCAUUACUUUCAGAACCAACAUUUAAUGUGGUUUUGAGUUGCUGUUGACUCAACAGAAUGACACAGAGCUAUUUUGCCUGGAGAAGUGGUUUUCUGAACCUCAGUUCCGCUGAGGUUCGAGUGUAUUCUUGUCUUGAAAAUUGUUCUUUCCCGCUUUUAGCUCCUAACCUGUGUUGCGUAUCUUUCAUUUGGUUACCUCAGUUCUGGUUUUCACUUUUUGCAGAUACUAUAAUUCAGAAUAGUGUGCUGUAGGUGGAAUCAACAAUUAUUCUCCGUACUGUUAUUGUGAAUCAUUUCA
Carassius carassius (crucian carp) is the source of this 1633-nucleotide messenger RNA. Its product is annotated as protein phosphatase 1K, mitochondrial-like. NCBI's taxonomy places the organism in Eukaryota, Metazoa, Chordata, Actinopteri, Cypriniformes, Cyprinidae. The transcript has 6 exons. The record is from RefSeq and is a predicted model, not a curated record. Gene Ontology annotation, molecular function: protein serine/threonine phosphatase activity; cation binding. Gene Ontology annotation, biological process: protein dephosphorylation. Bases 101 to 1219 code for a protein of 372 amino acids.